CACACUCUCACACACACACACACACUCAUUCUCUCUGUGGCAUUAUUCUGAGUCAGCCCGUGGCGAGGUCUGUGGUUUGUUGUUUGUCAUGCAGCCAGCUGUAUGGGGCAGUCGUAGUAGUAGCAGCCGUCAGUGACUGAUCUCCUCUUCAUGGCCUGUCGUCCCCCCGGCUGUGGCUCCUACACUGUGGUUAUCAUCCCACUCAGGACCAGCCUCUACAGCCUGGAUGCACUUCGCUUCUUCCUAUGGGUUAGGCGUCUGAGGGAGCUAGAGAAAGAGAAGGACGCUCUGUGCUCCGGUCUGGAGGUCCUGGAGAAGGCCCGUCUCUGGUACCUCCAGCGGCUGGAGGAGAACAGAGCGAGGCAGGAAAACAUCGAAAUCAAGACGGGGCUCAGUUGCCAGGAAGGUGCAGCAGAGGCUCAGUCUUGCCUCCUCAGGUCUCGCAUUCAGCGGGUGAACGGCUCCCUGGGUUCCGUGAUGAGUGAACCCAAUGUCACCAGCCGCAGCAACCCCUCUCUGCCUGACGCGGUGGCAGACAGCGACCUCCGGUGGCACAACACAGUACUGACUCAGGAGGUGUGUAACAAGAAUCAUCAGAUCUCCAUAUUAGAAUGGGAAAAGGACGCGCUCCUCGAACAGCUCGAUGAGCUGCAGGCCCACUGAUGGCACACACACACAUGAGCUGUAAUGCAAAUUUACAUUGACCUUUGGGUAACACAGUUGCUAACUUUAAACCACUUGUAAAUAUGUAUUUAAGUGAAUAAAUUAAAGAUGCAACAUUA
Molecule: messenger RNA, 782 nt
Organism: Epinephelus lanceolatus (giant grouper)
Lineage: Eukaryota; Metazoa; Chordata; Actinopteri; Perciformes; Serranidae
Product: suppressor APC domain-containing protein 1
Source: RefSeq, a predicted model, not a curated record